Humulus lupulus (European hop) is the source of this 2455-nucleotide messenger RNA. RefSeq lists its product as uncharacterized. Lineage: Eukaryota; Viridiplantae; Streptophyta; Magnoliopsida; Rosales; Cannabaceae. The record is from RefSeq and is a predicted model, not a curated record. Bases 608 to 1093 code for a protein of 161 amino acids. The transcript is spliced from 6 exons.
UCUCUAACUAAAAAAAAUGAGCCCCAAUUUUCUUUUCUCAUUUCCCUUCUCAAUACCCCAAAACCGAAAUCCCCAUUUCUCAGCAGAGGUGUGUUUGGAUUUCCCCAAAUCCUCAUUUCUCUCAUUUUCCCAAAUCCUUAAAACUCAUUUUCCCCCAAAUUACUUUGCUGCCUCAUGCACGCCGCUGGAUGCUCACCCCGCCUGUGAAGGUUCUCUCCCCUUCAUCUCUCUAAGAUCUUGAGAAGGUCGCUCGCCCACUACAGCUUCAAGAAGCAGCGGUUGUUUGAGCCAUUUUUAGUCACCGACCUAAUCUCUACUCCUCAAUCUGAUCCCCAAACAUGUCGUUACCAAACUCAUCGGACUCUCAUCUUGGACCGCUCACCAUCUCAACUCAUCCAGCUUAACAGGCUUUCCGAUUCUGAUUCUGGAAUCAUUGAGCUGACUUUGAACAGACCUGAGAGGAGAAAUACCAUUGGGAGGGAUUUUCUGAGAGGGUUUAUAGAGUCUCUUGAAGCUGUCAGUAAGGAUUCCUCUGCUAAUGUGGUUUUGAUUCGUAGUUUGGUUCCGAAGGUUUUUUCUGCUGGUAAUGAUUUGAAGGCACACCCCCAUGCAAAUUGUUCAUAUUAUUUGCAAUUUCAUGAGAAUAUGGUCAAUUUAUUCUCUGUACCAAUACUUGUCUCACACAGGUGCUUCUGUUGUUCUUUUUCUCUUCACUUGUCUGGUCCCAUCAUCCAUCCUAUUUCUUGUUUUGCAAAAGCCUUGGAAGGGUAGACCGCUCUCAAAUACACAGGUAGUACCGUCUAUAAUAAAUGGUGGCAUAAUGGCUUUAUACUUCGUUUUAUGGGGAAAAGGUCUUAAAUCUUUUGGACCUCUUAGAGCUAUACUAGCAGAGUAUGUUGGUGUUGUCCUUGGAGUAUUGUCUACACUGCUAUAUGGGAGGAGAGGACAUGUUUGGAAAAAGAUUGGUAGGCUUAUUGCAAUGGUGACGUCUUUCUACUUCUUAUCUCAAGGAUGGGCCAUGGAAAUAUAUUCUCCAUUCUAUAUCCUCUGUUUGAUGUCUUGUACUUUUGGAAUUAAUCAAGUUCUUUUAUAAGGCUCAAGAAAUGAAAUAGUCAAGCUAAUUGUGUUUUAUAGUCAAGUAUCCUCUUAACUUUCUCCUCUCCUUUUAUUUUGAUUAAAUAAUUGUCCCUUUUUGUGUAUGGUGUUGAGAACUUAACUUUAAUUUACCAUUCAAAGAUGGUCCUAAUCCCGAGAUUGAGACUGAAGAAGUUUUGGGCAUGGCAGCAAUGACUGUUCCAAUAUGUGCCGGAAUCUUAUCAGCGCUGAGAUGGGUGAUUGAAUGGCGUGUUUCACUUAAGGUGUUGAUACAUGGCUGUCUUCAUAUUUAUACAUAGCUUAAGUUGAUAGUUUCUAGUUAUCCACUCAAAUAUACUUGAAAGACACAUGGGUGAUGUUUCCUUUGAACAGGACCAAAGAGAGAAAAUGCACAAGUUUAUUAGUUUCAUAAAGCUUCUAUUUCUCCACAAAGCAACAAAGCUUUGUUUAUAUUCCCAUCUGAGUAAUGAUUAGCAGAAUUAGUAUGUAUUGCUGCUAAAUCUGUACAUUUUGUUUGCCAUGGUUAUUAUUAGUAUGUUCUCUAUUAUUAAAAAAUUAAAAAUCUUCAUAUGAGGGCUCUUGCCAAUUUGGUGAGACUGCUUUAUGAACUGAAAAAAUAUCAAUACCUCAUUAUAAGCACUACUUGCAACUUUUGAGGCUUAGAAUAUACUUGAAAGAUAUCUUUGUGAUAUUACAGCUAUACUUAUACUAGAGAAAGUAGAUUCAUAUUGUUGUAUGCAUAAUUUUAUGAAAUAUAUGAAUAUUGCAUCUGGUCUGGGAUUUCUUUUUCUUCUGUUGUUAUAGAUUAUGCCUUUUAGAUGUGUAUAUAUAUUUAGGAAAUAUGAAUAUUGCACAUGCUCUUGUAUUGCUAAUAUGCUUUAUUCAUUAGAUUUUUGUUUUAUGAAGUAUUCAUGGUUCCAUAUUGUUAGUUAAUAUUGUUAGUCAUGGGUUUAUGUUAAUUAGUUACUGCUAUUAUUUUGUUAGUUGUUCUGUAUUUUAGUAACUAACUUCUCUUGCCUUACUCUUGGCUCUCGCUGUACAUCUCUACAAUGUAUAAAUAAAAGUCCUUUAGCUCUUUUGAUCAUAUUGAUCAAGAGCUUCUUUCUCUAGUUACUUUCUAAACAUUCACACACUAGUUUUUGUGAUUUUUUUUCUCUUUUUUCAUGUGUUUCGGGUAUUUUUUCUUAAUAUGAAUACUGGAUAUGCUUUGAGAUAUAUACAUAUAUAUACAUAUUUUUUCUUUUUAAGGAUCAUGGGUAGUUAAUACUUAAAAGGGUAUGUAUCUUAUGGUUUUUCUCUUUUUUAAUUUAUGGAUUAUGGACGCUUUUUAUUUAUUUAUUCGAACCUAGUCUAUUCUUGU